UCCAACAUUUCAAUUCAUCCAAAGAGUUUCAAAAACCUUCUUCGUUCACUUCUUCAAAUACCUAUUUUUUACAACUAGUUAAUCUCCAACAAUGUCAAAAAAUAUGGCUCAGUCUCCCUUUGAGAAGACCUCAAUUGACCAACUGGCCAUGGCUAAGCGCUAUUCCCGUGAGGGUGUAAAAGCAGGAGCUAAGGCAGCUGUUGUUGCCACCAUUGCCACUGCCAUUCCAACUAUGGCUAGUGUGAGGAUGCUACCUUGGGCAAGAGCCAAUCUCAAUCCCACUGCUCAGGCCCUCAUAAUCUCCACAGUGGCUGGAAUGGCAUAUUUCAUCGUGGCUGACAAGACUAUUUUGGCAACUGCAAGAAGGAACUCAUUCAAUCAAGUGGCUCACCAUGGAGCAAGAAUUAAUCACUAAUAACUAGCUAGGGUUUAUGCUCUUGUUGCUGCAUGGUGAACCCAAUCAUCUUUAAAUAUAUAAAUAAAUAGAGAUGUGUUUCAAUCUAAAAGCACUAGAGCGUUUAUGUACUAAAUUUUCAGCACUAAUUUAUGAAUGCAAAUUUUAUAAAGCUUUUGAGAGGGAGCUGUACGUAAGCCUCCAAGUCAACGUUGUAUGUGCUUGAAGACGUCAAUGGAGGCCUAAUUGAUGUGGAGAUCAGUACAUUUUGGCUGUACGAGCGCAAGCAGCUUCUAUUCUUCUUCACUCGUGUGCAAGAAAGUGAGAGUAUUAGCUAUAUGGUCCGGUUUAGAGCCUCUCAAAGGGUUGUAUUGUUUAUGUAUGACUUUCUUCAGGUUUCACCAUAUGAGAAGUUAUAAUAUAUAAAGAAUUUCAUAUCAUGGU
This is a messenger RNA of Malus domestica (apple), 838 nucleotides long. The record is from RefSeq and is a predicted model, not a curated record. Lineage: Eukaryota; Viridiplantae; Streptophyta; Magnoliopsida; Rosales; Rosaceae.